Molecule: messenger RNA, 945 nt
Organism: Didymella exigua CBS 183.55
Lineage: Eukaryota; Fungi; Ascomycota; Dothideomycetes; Pleosporales; Didymellaceae
Product: GTP cyclohydrolase I
Exons: 2
Coding region: 1-945 (314 amino acids)
Biological process (GO): tetrahydrobiopterin biosynthetic process; tetrahydrofolate biosynthetic process
Cellular component (GO): cytoplasm
Molecular function (GO): GTP binding; GTP cyclohydrolase I activity; zinc ion binding
Source: RefSeq, a predicted model, not a curated record
AUGAACGGACAUGAGCCCCAUGCACAGUCACCAUUGAGGAAGUCAACCAAGUCGCGCGACCAGAAAGAGCGCGACAGCCUGCACCAUGCCAUUCAGUUGUCUGAGCGAGGCCGUCAGGUGGUUAACUUCGACGGCCCGAACAGCUAUUUCUCCGCUAGUGCCAAAGUCAUGAGCGCUGACCCGAACGGUGGCAGCGCGCAUAGCAAGCCCGCGAUCAGUAACGAUGAAGCAGACGUAGAAGACGCCUAUGAGUCGCAGACACCACUGGCCACCAGCCGCGCCCACAGCCCGUACACACAGCAUCCCACAAUUGACUUCGAUGGGCUUAGUUGGCCCAGCAAAGGCACAAGGAGCAGGAAGGAGGCGACCGAGGAAGAGAAGGCAGAUAAUCUGAAGAAGCUCUCCGGUGCCGUGAGGACUAUGCUGGAGUGCCUCGGCGAGGAUCCCGACCGUGAGGGCUUGCUGAACACACCUGAGCGCUAUGCCAAGGCCAUGCUGUUCUUCACCAAAGGCUACGAGGAGAACCUGCGCGACAUCGUCAAUGGCGCUGUUUUCCACGAGGAUCAUGACGAGCUGGUCAUCGUGAAGGACAUUGAGAUAUUUUCCCUCUGCGAGCACCAUCUGGUGCCGUUCACUGGAAAGAUGCACAUUGGCUACAUCCCAAACCGCCGCGUAAUCGGCCUCUCCAAGCUCGCCCGCAUCGCUGAAAUGUUUGCCCGCCGCCUGCAAGUCCAGGAACGCCUCACCAAACAGGUCGCCUUGGCACUGUCUGAGAUGCUCCAACCCCAAGGUGUCGCCGUCGUCGUCGAGUCCAGCCACUUUUGUAUGGUCAUGCGCGGCGUACAAAAGACUGGUGCCACUACUACCACUAGCUGCAUGCUAGGCGCCAUGCGCUCAGCCGCAAAGACAAGGGAGGAGUUCCUGAGCCUGAUCAACAGGAAGUAG